GUCACAUCCUCCUUGACUGUGCAAUUUCCCUGUGAAGGGAAAAGCUCUUGUACUGUCUUUUGUGAGACAUUUUUUUUUACAUAAUAUUUAAAACAGUAUUCAGAUAACGAGACAUCAUGUUUUCCUUUAACAUGUUUGAUCACCCGAUCCCGCGAGCCUUCCACAGCCGCUUCUCCACUCAGUACCGCUGUUACUCCGUGUCCAUGCUGGCCGGGCCCAACGACCGCUCAGACGUCGAGAAAGGCGGAAAAAUUAUCAUGCCCCCAUCUGCACUGGACCAGCUAAGCAGACUUAAUAUCACAUACCCUAUGCUGUUUAAACUGACCAAUAAGAACUCAGACAGAAUGACACACUGUGGUGUUUUGGAGUUUGUUGCUGAUGAAGGGAUCUGUUACUUGCCUCAUUGGAUGAUGCAGAACCUCUUGCUGGAAGAAGGAGGUUUGGUCCAGGUUGAAAGUGUUAAUCUAAUGGUGGCAACAUACUCCAAAUUUCAGCCCCAGAGUCCAGAUUUCUUGGACAUCACAAACCCCAAAGCUGUACUAGAAAAUGCAUUGAGAAACUUUGCUUGCUUGACUACUGGUGAUGUUAUUGCUAUCAACUACAAUGAAAAGAUCUAUGAGCUGCGUGUCAUGGAGACCAAACCGGACAAAGCAGUGUCCAUAAUUGAAUGUGACAUGAAUGUUGACUUUGAUGCUCCACUCGGUUAUAAGGAGCCAGAGAGACCCACACAGCAUCACGAGGAACCAACAGACGAAGAGACAGAUGCCAGUAAUUAUGAAAUGGAUAUCGGAUUCAGAGCUUUCACAGGCUCUGGAAAUCGCCUUGAUGGAAAGAAGAAAGGCAUUGAUCCAAAUCCUUUCCGCAUUGUUCCAAGUGACAUCAAACGGGGUAUUCCGAACUAUGACUUCAAGGUUGGGAAGAUCACCUUCAUCAGAAACUCUAGACCACAGCCUCGGAAAACAGAGGAGGAGGACUCUUCCACUAGCUUCAUUGCAUUCUCGGGAGAAGGCCAAUCCUUGCGCAAGAAAGGCAGGAAAUCAUAAUUCAAUCCCAAGUUGACCAGAAACUAAUAAUAAACGCAUCUUCAUUACAAAUAACUGCUAAUGUAUUCUGUUUUUAGAACGAAAUGUCAAAUUUCCGAUAUUCUCAUGGAUUAAUUUUUUACUGAUAAUACAGGUUUUUGUCACACACUAUAAAGCUCAUAUUCAUUACAUCCAGUGUAAAUCCAAUGACCAUAAAUUUUUUAAAUUAAUUUAUAUAUGCAAAGUUAACAUCAUUUGAAUAAAGAGCCAAUGAGCCUACUUUUGA
This is a messenger RNA of Clarias gariepinus (North African catfish), 1308 nucleotides long. RefSeq names its product ubiquitin recognition factor in ER associated degradation 1 (gene ufd1l). Bases 117 to 1043 code for a protein of 308 amino acids. Gene Ontology annotation, molecular function: polyubiquitin modification-dependent protein binding. The record is from RefSeq and is a predicted model, not a curated record. Gene Ontology annotation, cellular component: VCP-NPL4-UFD1 AAA ATPase complex. The transcript is spliced from 12 exons. NCBI's taxonomy places the organism in Eukaryota, Metazoa, Chordata, Actinopteri, Siluriformes, Clariidae.